GAAAGUUUUGAACUGAAAUGUCCCUGAAAUGCAGAAAACGCGUCACUUAUGUUAUUUGUGGGCUGUUUUUCCUGAUGGGAGGAAUCGAGUACGCAGUUAUUCUCCCCACGCUGUGGUUGUACAUGAAGAACAAAUUUCACGUUCACCCGUAUUUCCUCGGACUUGUGUUGUCAGCCUACAGUUUCUCAGCACUUCUGUUUUCACCUGUGAUCGGUAGAUGUUCAGACGUAUUCAGGAGGCCAAAAUUGCUUUUAAUUCUUUGCACAUUUUGGGAGGUGGCUGGUAAUACAAUGUAUUUCAUGGGGAUAUCCAAAUGGUUUCUCUUGGGAAGUAGACUUGUAAGUGGUUUAGGCGCCGGCGGGGAAGCUUUAAUCUUAGCUGAAAUAGGCCGAGUCACAUCAGAAGAGGACAGGACAGGAAUCAUUUCUUCCCUUGUAUCAAUGAGACAGUUAGGGCUUGUUUUUGGACCAGGACUUAAUUUCUUCCUCCGCCUUUCUAAUUUCUAUAUUGGACCAUUCAUUGUCGAUAAAUUUACUGCCCCAGGUGCGUUUAUGGCAUGUAUGUGGACAUUACAGUGCAUUUUUCUUAUUUUCUUUUUUACAGAUCUUCAUAUUUUGUAUGGAAGUAUUGAAAAGAAAAUUCAAACUACUGCAGAAAAGAUUGGACAACAGGAAAAUGUACAUUACGAAAUUACAGAUAGUAACAAGAAAAGCCCAAAGCUGACACUGAAACUUUUGUAUAAUGAUUAUAUAAGAGAGGAGAUCAUUGUGCUGAUUGCCUUGCAGUUCAACAGCUUUUUCAACCAAGUUGCCCUUGAAACAAUGGCAACUCCAUUGUCACAGAAACUACUCAACUGGGGGGAAAUUGAGAACAGUAUUAUGUAUUGCUUAGCUGGGGUUGAAGUAGUCAUUGUUUUCAUGCUAGUAAGAUUUCUCAGCAAAAGAUUACAAGAUCGUGUGAUGUUAUUGUUUGGUUGUGCGAUACUUACUUUAGCAAACUGUUGGCUAAUUUAUGUUGUCCCUCAUUCCACACCAGAAACUCCACAGAAAAAUAUUGCUUUUUUUGCCAUAGGCAUUAUUCUGGAUAUGUUAGCUCUUCCAUUUUUAGUUGUGUGCACUAUAUCAUUAUAUUCAAAACUGACCAGGAAAGAGACUCAGGGUUUAAGCCAGGGUAUAAGAAGAAGUGUGGUGGGAAUAAGCUGUAUCAUUGCGCCUUUGUGGGCUGGUUCAACAAUCGAUAAACCUUAUCUUAUGUUUGGUGUGAUGAUAGGACUCCUGGCAAUGGCUCUGCUGAUGCUAUCAAUGUCUUUCAGGAAACUGAAAACAAAAACAGAUGGAAAACCAAAUAAUUGUGAAAAUCAGGAACAGAGUUGCACCAUUCAGGCUGAAAAGGAUGAAGAGAGACAACCUCUACUGUCCUAAGAUAGAUACAUGUAUUUAUAGUAAUAAGAUAUAUACUUGAAUCUUAUUUACAGUAUACUAUAUAUUAUGUUCCAUAUAAGAUAAAGCUCAAAAUUGUAAUUCAUAAACACAUAGUUUCUGCAAUAGAAAAAACUCAUUUAUAGUAAAUACAUUUCAUCAUUAAACACUUUCAUCUCAUAUGAGAGCAAAAAAAUUCAUUUGUUAAAUUUGUACUGUAUAACGUUAACAUGUGUUGAAACACAAUUUAAGCUUAA
Messenger RNA from Saccostrea echinata, 1675 nucleotides. Its product is annotated as major facilitator superfamily domain-containing protein 8-like. Gene Ontology annotation, molecular function: transmembrane transporter activity. The record is from RefSeq and is a predicted model, not a curated record. The transcript has a single exon. NCBI's taxonomy places the organism in Eukaryota, Metazoa, Mollusca, Bivalvia, Ostreida, Ostreidae. Gene Ontology annotation, biological process: transmembrane transport. Bases 18 to 1421 code for a protein of 467 amino acids.